Molecule: messenger RNA, 2031 nt
Organism: Neltuma alba
Lineage: Eukaryota; Viridiplantae; Streptophyta; Magnoliopsida; Fabales; Fabaceae
Product: protein DETOXIFICATION 51-like
Biological process (GO): xenobiotic detoxification by transmembrane export across the plasma membrane
Cellular component (GO): membrane
Molecular function (GO): antiporter activity; xenobiotic transmembrane transporter activity
Source: RefSeq, a predicted model, not a curated record
CUCUCUUACUUGCUCGGCUUUGUUUGUUAGCCAAUUUCGCCAUUCUUUCUCGCCCUUCCCACCUUCCUCAAACAGAUCGAGUGCUCUUUACGAGAGUAUCUCUCUUCCUCUGCUCUUGCUUUCUUCUUCCCCCAUCCAUCCUCUUCUUCCUCGCUACUUACUACUACCAUACCCUUCCUGUUCGUAUUCCUUAUAAACCCCUUUUCCACCUCCAUUAUGGAUGGCACUCCACCGGCAUCGCUCAAGUCGCACGCUCAUCUGGUCGUCCAUCUCUUGUUGCCUCGCCAUACAUUCAUUGACCCGGAAAAGCAGUCGGCACAAUGGUUGACAUAUUCGACCCUGUGUGAGAUUUUGUCCCAGGUCAAAUCCCUCUUCGUUCUGGCUUUUCCCAUUGCUCUUACCUCUCUGGUUUUUUACUCUCGCUCCAUCGUCUCCAUGCUCUUCCUGGGUCACCUGGGUGAUCUCCCCCUAGCCGCCGGUUCUCUGGCCAUCGCCUUCGCCAACAUCACCGGGUAUUCAGUCCUCUCCGGUCUCGCUCUCGGCAUGGAGCCGCUUUGCUCUCAGGCCUUCGGCGCCAAACGUCCCAAGCUUCUGUCUUUGACCCUCCAUCGCUGCGUGCUUUUCCUCUUACUCUGCUCCGUACCCAUUUCCCUCCUCUGGCUCAACAUCUCCAGGGUCCUCCUCCUCUUACACCAGGACCCCCAUAUCAGCCGCAUGGCUCGCACGUACCUCCUUUUCGCCCUCCCCGACCUCCUGACCAACUCAUUCAUUCAUCCUCUUCGCAUUUACCUUCGCGCCCAGGGAAUCACCCACCCUCUCACGUUAGCCUCCCUCGCCGGCACCGUCCUCCACCUGCCCUUCAACUUGCUCCUCGUCACCUACCUCCGCCUCGGCGUGCCAGGAGUCGCCGCCGCCUCCGCCGCCUCCAACUUCUCCAUUUUGUUGUUCCUCGUCGCCUAUGUGUGGAUGAUGGGGAUACACGAGCCCACGUGGACGAGACCGAGCAGAGACUGUCUGAGAGGCUGGGAGCCGCUGCUUCGGCUGGCCGCCCCGAGCUGCGCAUCGGUUUGCCUGGAAUGGUGGUGGUACGAGAUCAUGAUCAUUUUGUGCGGGCUGCUAGUGGACCCCAGGGCGACCGUGGCUUCCAUGGGCAUACUGAUCCAAACGACGUCGUUGAUCUACGUGUUCCCGUCAUCGCUCGGGUUUGCAGUGUCCACUCGGGUCGGUAACGAGCUCGGGGCAGCCAGGCCCUACCGGGCAAAACUAUCGGCCGUGGUAUCAGUGUUCAUCGCGUCCGCGAUGGGCUUCUCGGCCACAAUAUUCGCGACCGCUAUAAGAUACAGGUGGGGCCGCAUGUUCACUAACGACGACCAGAUCUUACGGCUGACGUCGGUGGCACUGCCCAUCCUAGGACUGUGCGAGCUCGGUAACUGUCCGCAGACGGUGGGGUGCGGCGUCGUUAGAGCAGCGAGGCCCACCCUGGCUGCUAGCGUGAACCUGAGCGCAUUCUAUCUGGUGGGGAUGCCCGUGGCGGUUGGGCUCGGGUUCUGGGUGGAUCUUGGGUUUCGUGGGCUGUGGUUGGGCCUGUUGUCGGCCCAGGUUUGUUGCGCGGGGCUAAUGUUGUAUGUGAUCGGGACCACCGAUUGGGAUUUCCAAGCCAGCCGUGCCCAGUUACUGACGUCCGUCGACGAGUCAGGGAAGGGAUCAGGAGCUGAUGAUAAUGAUAUGGACGACCAGAAGCAGCCACUGAUGAGCGUUCCGGUUCCGGUCCCGGCUUCGUCUUGAUUAAUUUAACCGACCCAAAAUACCACCAACUCGACAUCUAAUAUCUGAUGAUUUUGAUUUUUCUCCCCACCACUUUUAUGAUUAAUAUGUAAUUUUUUUAGGGAAAUAGUGAAUGAAUUUUUUUGCUUUAAACAUUUUUCUUCUCCUGAGGAUGGAAGGGAGAAAUGAAGCAAACUGAUAGAUCCCGUCAUUCGCUAUAUACACAUACAUUAAUAAUUAAUGAAUGUAUUUGUUCGGUUUUGGAUA